Molecule: messenger RNA, 3302 nt
Organism: Linum trigynum
Lineage: Eukaryota; Viridiplantae; Streptophyta; Magnoliopsida; Malpighiales; Linaceae
Source: the annotation of a GenBank genome assembly
CACAGUGGCCCAAGCCCAAAUCAAUGGGUUCACUUGCAGAGUUGCAGUGCAGCGAGGGGCUCACGCACUGGAGCGAGAAAUCAAUAGAUUGAAGAACUUUCUGAAAGAAACGGAAGCGUGGACUGGACUAACUCAUAGCUAUCAUCUUCUCCAUUUGGGAACGGCGAGGGACAAAGAAAGGAAAGGCCGGACGACGACCACCAGCCACCGCAGCGAGCAGAUCCUUGGUCGUUUUCUCCUUCACGCAGCGGCGGACGGAUGCAAUGAUUGCUGUAGUGAUAGAGCGCGGGGGUUGUCGGAUUUGAUUUGAGUUUGGACAUGAAUCUCUCAUUAUCUUCUUCCUCUUCUCUGUCGCCUACCUCGUCCCCGUCCUCGUCUUCCGCCGGCGGCGGCGGAGGAACCUCAUGGUUCUCCGGCAUUGUUCGCGGGCGUGCUGAUAGGUCCGGGAGCAUGAAAAUGGCCGGUAAUUUGCCCGCUGCCGAGAAUGCUGGACCGAUCAAAGGCAAGAACCAGUUUCGCGGUUUGCUGUUCAAGUAUGGCCCCCAGCCUAUUCAGGUAAUUGCUGGAAAACCGAUACGUUGAUAUUUUUCAAGCCCGUCAUGGUGCUGUUGAAUUGUCAAAUCCAUCUUCAAUGGCCGAAUUUAGGGUCCGGCGAGUAGGUAGUUAGAACAGAUUUCACCAUUAGCUUAAUUAGCAUGGAUCUGAUGUUAGAUGAAGAAGGAUUAUGUGCAAUCAAUUCAUUGUUUGUGAUAAGUUCUAGUUGGUGCCAGUGACCAGAUUGAGUUUCCAGAGGCUUAGCCUCCUCAUAAUAUGGAUUAAUUGUUCUGAAAUUGUUGUUCAUGGUGAUAUGCUUUCCUGGAGGAUGAGAGCUUUUGCCCCUAAUGAUGGGAUUAUACGAACCCUACAUGACCUAAUUCGAUUCCAAAUUAUAUCUCUACAUGGACCAUGGGUCAAUAGACAAAUUAGGAGGUUUAAAGAGAGUUUAGGAGCAUUCAAGAUGGGUGAAAAUGGGUCUACAAACAAGACCUACGGGUUAAUGGAGAAUUGAGGAUUUCUUACAACUAUCAUAUCUAACAAGGAAUUGAAGGAGAUGUUUAAUUGUUGUCCUUGUUGAGUUAGGAGUCUUUUUAUUGUUUCCUAGUAGUAGAGUUAUUACUUUUCAGUUUCCUAGGUGUAGAAGGAAGUCUUUCUGUUGGGUUAACCUCUCUAUAAAUAGAAGGCUUGUAGUUCAGUUUUAUUAAAUUCAGUAUUCAGAUUUCAAUAAGAGUUUUCAAGAGUUGCAAGAAAUAUUUCCUUGUGAUUUCUUAGGCUUAUCAACCUCUGGUUGUGGCGCCUUGCCCCAAACUUUAUCACUGACUGGUGUGGCGGUUCUUCCUCCAUCUAACCUACCAAAAACCCUAAAUUUCCCAAUUCCUUUCAAUUUCCAGCAACCCUAGCUAUUUUAUUGUCAAUUAGAGCAGUUUAGGCACAUCAGUUUGGUAUUAGAGCUCUGAUUUUUGUUAGAUUUUUAGUUGAUUUUCGUCAAAAAAAACCCCAAAAAAACCCUAUUUUUUUUAGAGUAACAUUCCCUUUAAGAGAAGGAAGGAUGAGUGUUGAAAUAAAGGUGGAGCCAACCUUGCAAUCUCUUCAAGAAUCUCUGCUUCAGCUUACUACAACUGUUCAACAAUUGGUACAAAACCAACAACUUGAUAGAGGCAGGAGUCAACCUAGGAGGGCUAUUCGAGGUGCUCGAAUUAACAACGAAGAUGAAGAACGAGACCAAAGGAGAGCUACUCAUGGAGAUAUCAAAAUUAAUAUCCCUCCAUUUUUCGGAAAGAGUGAUCCUGAAGAAUUUUUGGAUUGGGUGGACAAAGUUGAUUCUGCUUUUGAGUUGCAAGACUAUCACGAAUUCGUCAAGGUUAGUUUCGUUGCAGCUAAACUGUCUGGUUAUGCUAGCUUAUGGUGGCGGAAAACUAAAGCUCAAACAAGGCACCCUAUAGAGGAUUGGAAAACAAUGAAGACGUUGAUGAAUGAUAGAUUUGUCCCAAACUAUUACAAGCAAGAUCCAUAUUGCAAAUUUCAGAAUGAAGAGCAAGAGAUUAAGAAGGCAAGAUUCAUUGAUAUUGAUCAGACUGAUGCUUCUUCAAGCUCAAUUCGUGGUGAGACUGACAAAAGGAGUGUCAAAGUCGACAAACAUAUACCUUCGAAUGAAGUUUCUUUGCCUUUUUCUCAACCAGAAUUUGAAGAAAAGGUUCUUGAUGUUGAACUUGCUACUUGUGAAGAGGAUGCUCAAGCUUUAAUGCCUUCAAAAGAAGAACCAGAACUUGAGAUAGAAGGGAAGUCGUUGCCUAUCACCAAAAUGAUAAUGGCUUUUGACAAGGUAAGUUUAAUGGAUGUUCCAGAAGAGUUGCCACUUAUUUAAGAUUCUACAAAUCAUGUUGAGUUGACCACCGAAGAUGGGAUUCUACCCAAGCCUGUGUAUUACAAUGAAGAUAUAGAGAUAAAGGAAAAUGUGCUCCGAGUUGACGAAAAAGAAGUUGGGAAAAGAGAAGUGCAUUUCAGCUGCUCUAAUGAAGAGGAAAAGAAUGACUUGUUGGGUUGCGCUAUAUUCUUGCCAGGAGGAGUCCAAGACAAGUCAUCAACUAUUGGAGUAGAUUUGGUCAUUAAAGAUAGGCGAUUAUGCUACGAUUUCAACUCAACUCAAAUGGGUGAUCAUGAUGUGAUUAGUGAACACAUGGAAUUUGUUAUUGGAGAUGAAGUGUCGUACAAGGAAAUUCGUAGUAGGGAAAGACGAAGACUUCAAGAGUUUGUGGUUAAACUUAAUAUUCAAGGAGUACACUCAUGUUGGGAAAUGAUAGAGUCAUGGGAACACAUUUCUAUGUCACAAGAAGAUUUGAGGGCAAAUCUUUUCCAAGAGGGAGAGAAUGAUGGGAUUAUACGAACGCUACAUGACCUAAUUCGAUUCCAAAUUAUAUCUCUACAUGGACCAUGGGUCAAUAGACAAAUUAGGAGGUUUAAAGAGAGUUUAGGAGCAUUCAAGAUGGGUGAAAAUGGGUCUACAAACAAGAGCUACGGGUUAAUGGAGAAUUGAGGAUUUCUUACAACUAUCCUAUCUAACAAGGAAUUGAAGGAGAUGUUUAAUUGUUGUCCAUGUUGAGUUAGGAGUCUUUUUAUUUGUUUCCUAGUAGUAGAGUUAUUACUUUUCAGUUUCCUAUGUGUAGAAGGAAGUCUUUCUGUUGGGUUAGCCUCUCUAUAAGUAGAAGGCUUGUAGUUCAGUUUUAUUAAAUUCAGUAUUCAGAUUUCAAUAAGAGUUUUCAAGAGUU